AUGUCGCGUUUUGCCGAGUGUUGGGAGUUCCCUGGUCGGAAGUUACCUGAGAAGCCUAGCUUCUCACAGACAUGUAGUCGAUUGAGUCGUUAUCUCAAGGAGAAGGGUAGCUUUGGAGAUCUGAGCUUGGCAAUGACAUGCAAGCCUGACGUCAACGGAAUCGAUUCUAAAGCUGCUCAAGACGUUGAACUACAGAAUGAUUUGUUUCCUUCGUCCUCCUUUGGGGCCAAGGAAGAGGUCGUGAAGAUCACAGAGACUAAAUCUUUGAAGCACGAGUCUCAAUCUGCUCCAUUGACCAUAUUCUACAGCGGUCAAGUUAUGGCGUUUGAUGAUUUUUCUGCUGAGAAAGCCAAACAAGUCAUUGACUUGGCUAACAAAGGAAGUGCGAAAAGCUUCACAACUGAAUUGAACAAUAACCAGAGUGCUUAUACUAAAAGCUUAGCCAAGAACCAAAAAGAGAUUGCUUCUAUCCCAAGGCCAGUUAAAGAGCCAAUCCAGACCAACACGUCCUCUUUAGCUUCCGAACUUCCAAUUGCUAGAAGAGCUUCGCUUCAUCAAUUCCUAGAAAAGAGAAAGGAUAGGAUUGCAUCGAAGGCACCGUACCAGAAAGAAGGUUCAAGCCUAAACACAGCCUGGCUAGGUUCACAGUAAUCCUUUGAGACUUGUGUACCUCAUGCUCCAUCGUUUACCUAUAUGAAGUUCGUAUUCAUUUCUUUAUAAAUAAAUUUGUUUAUUGAAUGAGUCAAUAACUCAGUAUAUUUGUAUGAAUGUUAUCUUUAUACUCCCUCAGUUUCAACUUUUCAAUUUAGUUGUAGUGUAAAAUUAUAAUUUUAAAAUAAGUACCGAU
Molecule: messenger RNA, 847 nt
Organism: Eruca vesicaria subsp. sativa (arugula)
Lineage: Eukaryota; Viridiplantae; Streptophyta; Magnoliopsida; Brassicales; Brassicaceae
Source: the annotation of a GenBank genome assembly